UUUGCGGCUAAGCGGAAAGGAGACUAGUGGCUCCCCGCGGGACAAUCGCUGAUAAGCAGCCGAUUUUUUGCGACGCCGCGAUUCUUUCCCCUCCUCCAAGACUCGCAGCAAGCGCCACUUCACAUCCUCUUCCUCCACGUUCACUACACUUUUGUUCUACGACACAAUGGGUGGUCAAAGCAGAGAAGGUGGCAAGGUCAAGCCUCUCAAGUCCGCCAAGAAGGACAAGAAGGAGCUGGACGAUGAUGACCUCGCCUUCCAGGCCAAGAAGAGAGCUGAGGAGAAGGCCAAGAAGGAACUUAUGGAGAAGGCCAAGGGCAAGGGCCCCCUGAACACUGGUAACCAGGGUAUCAAGAAGUCUGGAAAGAAAUAGUCGGACUGUGGGCUUGAGGUUCUAUAUGUCUUCACGAGAUACAACGAGCUACGACCCACAACUCGGUGUGGAGUAUUUGCAUAUGCAUUGAGCACUAAUACCAUGAGCAACCACUUUUCUUUGACACCUUUUCAUUUCAUAGAAUAAUGCACCUUUUGCUAUCCACCAGAAAUAUCCACACCGUCAAUCACCAGGA
Molecule: messenger RNA, 569 nt
Organism: Aspergillus neoniger CBS 115656
Lineage: Eukaryota; Fungi; Ascomycota; Eurotiomycetes; Eurotiales; Aspergillaceae
Product: translation machinery-associated protein 7
Exons: 3
Coding region: 167-373 (68 amino acids)
Source: RefSeq, a predicted model, not a curated record